Molecule: messenger RNA, 3319 nt
Organism: Annulohypoxylon maeteangense
Lineage: Eukaryota; Fungi; Ascomycota; Sordariomycetes; Xylariales; Hypoxylaceae
Product: AAA-domain-containing protein
Exons: 1
Coding region: 48-3113 (1021 amino acids)
Cellular component (GO): mitochondrial outer membrane
Molecular function (GO): ATP binding; ATP hydrolysis activity
Source: RefSeq, a predicted model, not a curated record
UUGCAAGCUAUGCAUUCGCCCGCUCAUUGCGAGCGCCAAUCCUCUGAAUGCAUAAUUUGUCAGUGCGUGCCUUUCGUUCGGCAGCACUCGGCUUACAGACAGUACCCUUGGCGACGCGUCCCGGUAGACUUUUCCACGCGUCAACCCGCCUAAGAGCUGCUGACGAUAGCAGUAGUACACCCAAAGGCGACGGAAGUAAACCAGAGAAUGAAAUACAGACUCCAGAGGAUGGUAAGGCGGACGACGAGAACCUCUUCGCGACAACUGAUGGGAGUCACGGCCGUAAAAAGGGCGGGAAUGGCUUGAGGUUACGCAUGACUAGGAAUCACAAGCCUGAAGAGCUCCCCCUUGUGAUCAUACCCCAGUCAUUUGUCUCUAAAGCUGUCUGCCGUCUUGAGGAUAUCAAUGUGAGCGCCAAGCUCAGUGUUAUAGACGAAAGGGACGCCCGUACAUUUCUGGAAAAUGCAUUACUUCAUCCAAAAGCAUACUUCAAGUUUGAAGAGCAUAUCACUUACAUACUCGAAGCUGCGGCUUGGACUGAGGAGACCCUGAGUGAAACCCUCAGGGCUCUUCAAUCUAGCAUAGGCUUUGAUGAAGAGUUCAUACAUAAAAAGGGCGAUAUUCUGGUAGCUGCCGCUUUCUGGGCCGUGAUUAAGUCAGCUCAUGCGAUACACGGACUUAAGGCCGUAGAUGAAUUAUUCGAACAUAAUUCAAUUUCGAGCUCUGGGCAUCUAUUUACCGCUCUCAAUUAUACACGGCUACUUGGUAAUAAGCGCCAGACACCUCAUCCGAGUCAAGCUCGGGAUAUAAUACAGCAUGUAGUGGACCACUCGGGUCUGCAGGAACAUCCCGUCUCCUGGUUUUCACCCGACUUGGUUAGCGAAGUUACGGCCUACGUCCGUGCCGACUUACUAGUCAAAGCCCCGAAAAACACGAAGCUUUCCGAGCUACGCCGGCCCAUUACUCUUAUUAACUUCUCUGAUUAUUCGGGUUAUUCCGUACCUCACGAUGUCGUGCGCAGCAUUGCCCAUCGGCUAGAAUCUGACGUCCUUCACUUGAGAGCUGUUGAUAUUGCGCAUAUCGUCGGAGAUUAUCUUGGGCAAGAUGCUGUUCGAGCACCUGGAGAAAUCUCGCAACUGGGAUACAAGGCCGCAAUAAACAGUGGAAGGCAACCUAAAAAGGAGGAUUUACUAGACGCUCUAGUGCAAAAACACAUAUCUGCCAUUUCCGUUGCAGUGACCGAAGAUACGGGUACGAAAGACAACAAAAAAUCCCUAAUGGACGGAUUCCUAUAUGUAUCGAAUAGAGGAAAGAGUGAAAGUCUCUGGAAUGAUUUGAAGAUCAACACGGCUCUAGAAGGAUUAAUCCAGUGCGCCGAUUCGGAGUCUACUGAACAAAGGCCGCUUAUUGUUCACAUAGAUGAUUUUAAUGCACUCAAUGUGGACCUACGCUGUCGCCCUAGCAUCAUAGACAGACUUCGAAAAAUUAUCGACGGACUCUGGACAGAUGGUAGACAAAUUGCUCUAGUCGGCUCCUGUUCGACCAAGCGUGCGCCAAGUUCUUAUUUGGCCUCACUACGAGAACUUGAAUCAACAGAGCGAGUAGUGAAUCUCAGUAUGGUUUCUCCGUCAGAUACAUAUGCGUCAUCGCGCGCGGACUCGGCUGUAAAAUGGGCUGCUUCCGACAUCAAGCGCGAUGCUCUAGAAAAAAAGGAUUACAUUAAGGAAAAUGAGGUCAAUAUUACGAAGGUAUUGUCCACAAUGGUUGAAUAUCCCUCCGAUACUGCCGAUGCUGCAAUAGCGACUACCGGAGAAAUAGGACUAUCUGGGCUGCAUAGGAUCAGACUGCCAAAAUCGUGGACAAGUAGCAUAUUGCCGCUCAAUGAGGUAUACCGCAUUGCUACCAUGAUGAUCGGUCGUCUUGAAAGCACGAACCCGUUAGAUGUGUUCAGCAUCAAAUCUGUAGAAAAAGUCGUUUCCGCCAUCAACAUGCUUGAGGAAGAUAGAACCUCGAAAGAGAACGAAGCAAAGAACCUGUGGAACAGAUUAACGCCAGGAGGCCUUCACUCGCCGCCCAACCUAUUCGGAAGUGCAGAAAAUGACCACGAAGCGAGACUCGAGUCGAGUCUUAUAAAGACGCAAGACAUCCGCACAACGUUUGAUGAUAUCCACGCAUCGAAAGAGACGAUCGAAUCAAUCAAAAUGUUGACCACGCUCUCCCUCCUACGCCCUGAAGCUUUUUCUUACGGUGUGCUCGCGACGGAAAGGAUCCCGGGAUGUCUCCUCUACGGCCCGCCGGGCACAGGUAAAACGCUACUAGCGAAGGCGGUGGCUAAAGAGAGCGGGGCCAACAUGAUCGAGAUUAGCGGGGCUACCAUCAACAACAAGUUCGUGGGCGAGAGCGAGAAGAGCGUGAGAGCGCUGUUCCAACUAGCCAAGAAAAAGGAACCUCUAGUAAUCUUCAUCGACGAGGCGGACGCAUUGCUAGGGAGUCGCGGCCACGGCGAAGUGCUCGGGAACGUGUCGAGACGAGAGACGAUCAACCAGUUCUUGAGGGAGUGGGAUGGCAUGGACAAGAUGAAGGCGUUUAUUAUGGUGGCUACGAACAGGCCGUUCGACCUAGAUGAGGCGGUGCUAAGGCGCCUUCCCCGGAAGCUGCUAAUCGACCUCCCGACCGAGGCCGACCGCGCGGCGAUCCUAAAGAUCCAUCUCAAAGGAGAGGAACUUGAUCCCGAGACGGUGUCUAUCGAGGAUAUCGCGAAGAGAACACCGCUAUACUCCGGUUCGGACCUGAAGAACGUGUGCGUGGCGGCGGCGAUGGCGGCGGUCAAAGAGCAGCUGGAGUUGGAGGAGCAGCUGAAGACUGGACAGAGAACUGGUACCGAUGACGGUAUGAAGAGGCGAGUCCUCCAGGCACGUCACUUUGAUAAGGCGCUCCGGGAGAUCGCGGCAAGUGUUAACGAGGAUAUGGCGACGCUGACGGCGAUCCGGAAGUUCGACGAUAAGUACGGCGACGGAGGGGCCUCUAGACGCCGUAGCCGGAAGGGUAUGGGGUUCCAGAUCGUGCCUGAGGGUACGGGGGUUGGAGAGGGGAGGAUUAGGAGUGGGCGGUGAGAUACCUAUGCACUCCUUGGGUUUACGGGUACGGAUGAGUAUACGCGGCUCGGCUCGUGGUAGAGUGUAGAGCCUUGUCAUAGCAUGGUAUGGUAGUGUCUAUCGAAUUGCUGUGUCUUUGCCCCCUUUUCUCCGUCUUCACUCCGAGGUCGAUCUUGGCCAAGAGCCUCUCUUUUCCGUGCCUUAGUUCAUUCACUUUCCCUCGG